CACACAAGUGUCCCACCUGCAGAUGUAAACAGUGAUGACCCUCACUCUGUUCAGGUAGAUUUAAGGAGAAGGAAAAGAAAGAGGAGCAUCUGAAGGCAAAACAGGGAGGACUUCAAAACGGCAGAGAGGAAGUCGUCCUAUUUGUAGUAUUGAGCUGAAGCCCGUCCUCCCUGGCAGAGGAUGGGUACAGCAGAAGCCACUUUACGCAUGGACAGCAUGGAGGUUAAGGACGAGUGGCAGGAUGAGGACUUCCCCAGGCCACUACCAGAGGAUGGAGAUGUUGAUUCAUCAUGUGGCCUCACUGACAACAGAACCAAUCCUCCCACCACUCUGAAUGUGGGCCAGUCCAUGGUCCAGCGUAAGCGUCGCACUCUGGUCGCCCCUGACAUGAACCUCUCCCUGGAUCAGAGCGAGCUCUCUGAUGACUUCCUUGAAACGCCCGAUGACCUGGACAUCAACGUAGAUGACAUCGAGACUCCUGAUGAGACAGACUCGCUGGAAUUCAUCAACAAUGGCAACGAGCUGGAGUGGGAAGAUGACACUCCUGUCGCCACUGCCAAGCGUCUUCCAGGUGAAGGUGAAGAGGAGAGAGACUCAUCUGGUCGUCUGUGGCGAACAGUGAUCAUCGGUGACCAGGAGCAGCGGAUUGACAUGCAGGUCAUCAGACCGUACCUGAGAGUGGUCACACAUGGAGGUUAUUAUGGUGAGGGUCUGAAUGCCAUCAUCGUGUUUGCAGCCUGCUACCUUCCUGACAGCGGCUGCGAGGACUACACAUACAUCAUGGAGAAUCUCUUCCUGUAUGUUGUGAGCAGCCUCGAGCUGCUGGUGGCAGAAGAUUACAUGAUUGUUUACCUAAACGGAGCAACGCCGCGCAGGAAGAUGCCUGGCAUCAGCUGGCUGAAGAGAUGCUACCAGAUGAUUGACAGGAAACUGAGGAAGAAUCUAAAGUGUCUCAUUAUCGCUCACCCAACAUGGUUCAUCAGGACCGUCCUGGCUAUCUCCAGACCUUUCAUCAGUGUGAAGUUCAUGGAUAAGAUCCGAUACGUUCACACCCUGGAGGAACUCAGCCAGAUCAUCCCCAUGGAGCAUGUGCAGAUCCCAGAGUGUGUGUUGCAGUAUGAUGACGAGAAAGUAAGAGCACAAAGGGAAAGACUUGAGCAAGAGCAGCAGCAGACCAACUCAACAAUGCCUAAAGAAAGGCCAAAGUCAAUGAUAGCAGAUGUUAGCCGUGACAUCUGACAUUAAGGGCUUUACAUUGAAGAACCAACAGGGGAGAAUUCAUUCAUUAAAAUGGGAGCCAGGAUAGACCACCAUCACACACUUUUUGCACAGGAUUAAACCUCCUGACUGGAUCCACUCGCUGCAAGACAAUCUUUACUCAGAAACAUUAUCUUCAGUGACAUGCUUGCUUCUAACUAAAAGUUAAUAUUACACCAAAGCAUUACAAGAUAUAGCUAAAUAAAAAAGUGUCUGCUCGUGCAUGAGCUUUAUCUACAGCAUGACUCCAACUAUUUAAAUAAAAAACUGAGGACGUUUUAGGAUGAACCCUGAAGCAUUGUCCGACAGAGCCGGGAAUAUUAUUCAACGUAUUCAUGCUUGUGUAUAUAUUUUUGAGAAAGGUGUUUACACAGAUAUUUGGUUUUUGAUAUGAAUGGCAUGGGUAUUGUUUGGUUUCGAUGGCUGUUUCCUGAAAAAUAAUGUGCAAUGUUCUUCUUAGACCUACAGUACAUGUUACUGAUGCAAAACGUGUGUUACAGUAUUCAAGUUUUCCAGAGUUUGAUAUGCAGGUGGCAUGCUUGUUUAUAUCCUUCUGUCUCUGUGACACUUGUUAUUGUCCGUUUUUUAAGUCAUUUGCCAUCAUGUUUCAAAAGGUCCUUUUACAAGACGGAAAGCAUAUGUUAUAAAUGAAAUGAAAUAUAUUUAAAGAGAGACAAAUUAAUUGCUAAAAGUGUUAUUUAUGAUAUUGUGCCAUUUAAUGUUUGUAAAAAAUAAAAAAAUAAAAAAAUAAAUGAGUGAACUAAAACAAGCUUUGUUCAU
This is a messenger RNA of Micropterus salmoides (largemouth bass), 2037 nucleotides long. RefSeq names its product ATCAY kinesin light chain interacting caytaxin b (gene atcayb). The coding region runs from base 181 to 1239 and encodes 352 amino acids. Gene Ontology annotation, cellular component: cytoplasm. Lineage: Eukaryota; Metazoa; Chordata; Actinopteri; Centrarchiformes; Centrarchidae. Gene Ontology annotation, biological process: apoptotic process. The transcript is spliced from 13 exons. The record is from RefSeq and is a predicted model, not a curated record.